ACUACCGAUACAAUAGAACGGAAUAAAAGGUAGUUUCAUCCGUUGCAGUAGGUACUCUUAAGUGGUGCGAGCAAAUCUGUAAUCAUCUGAUUUUUUACGAAGGUUAACUUAAAUCGUUGUAUACCGUUUUGUUCGAGAUAUAUUCACUGACUUAAAGUCGGUGAGAUUUAUCAGCACAAGACAACGGGAGACGAAAAAAGUGCCUAAUUGUCUACACCCCGGAAUCGCUGCUACGGUUCGACCUAGCGAACGUUAGCUAGCAUUAGCAGCGCAUACCGGGGCCCGAGUCAGUGAAUUUCCCAGACGACAGGAAAUUUAAGGUUUUCUAGACACUUUUCAGCGUAAUGGCUUGCGGGGCUACUCUAAAAAGGACUCUUGACUUCGAUCCACUUAUGAGCCCGGCUUCUCCUAAAAGGAGGAGGUGCGCCGCGAUCAUGUCUCCGGUCUCUUCACCACAGAAGUAUCUACGUAUGGAACCCUCACCGUUCGGGGAAGUGUCGUCGAGACUCACUACAGAGCAAAUUCUACACAACAUCAAACAAGAGUACAAGCGGCUGCAGAAGCGGCGACACCUGGACAGUGCUUUCCAGCAGGCGGAUGGCUGCUGUCCUCUGGACCUGCAGAACAUUCACAGUGGAUCUGCCCUACCAGGUACAUCCUCAGGUGCCUCAUCUCCCACCAGGAAAGAGCAGCCUUUAUUUUCCCUCAGACAGGUUGGAAUGAUCUGUGAAAGACUACUGAAAGAGCGAGAGGACAAAAUCCGUGAGGAGUACGACGAGAUACUGACGACAAAGCUUGCAGAGCAAUAUGACGCGUUCGUCAAGUUCACACAUGACCAACUGAUGCGAAGGUUUGGAGAACAGCCUGCUAGCUAUGUUUCCUGAGUGUCAGCUUCAGAUAUGGGGGAAUACCAUUUGCUGCAAGCUACUCCAGGGACUGAGUGGGUGUAGGUGGGCUUUUCUUCUAGCUGUGCCAUAUCGCCUCUAUGUGGACUUGCUGCCUCAGGCAUCAGUUAGUGGCAUCCACGUUUGCUGUGUCUACCAGAGUUAGGAGGGCUUCCUGCUGCCAACAUGUCCAAGGACUUUCUGUGACUCUACCAGUGGCCUCUUUACUGCCGUGUCAAUAUUUAUUUGGCUUUGUUCUGAUGCCUUCAUAAAAGGCUGACUGCCACCACAGACUUGGCCUUUUGAUUUUUAUUAUAUUUUUCUGUCAGAUUUAGUUAUUUCACAGAGGGGAUGUUAGUUAUGCAGCUUUUUUCUAUGUACAUUUUGAAAAAGGGAUUGGACAUUGGGGAGUGGGCAAAUAAAGGCCACCUCCAGACUGGACUCCAGAAACAGGCAUCUUGGUUUUUUUUUUUUUUGUUUUUUUUUUUAUAUAUAUAUUUUAAACUUUACUGCUGAUUACUGCUAUUACAUGUGUAUACACUGUACUUUUUUAUUUUUUUGCUUGACUUUUGUUUAUUGUACCAAAAUUUCAUGGUUUUAUUUGCUGUAGAUAUAACAGGGCUUUGAUUCAAGAAAAGUGAACAAAUAAAGUGUUUACACAAAUGUCUGUUUGCCAGGGUUUUUCAAUCUGAGACGACCGUUUGAGUCGCCACAGUUGACACCAUCUUUUGAAGUGUUCACACGAAUCGUAAAUGUUUUGUUUACAGUUCUGAACAUAUGUAAGUGAGACCCAUGCUGCCAGUCCAGUGCUAUAAAGUUCGGUGAAAUUUUAAUUUAAUUUGAUUUGUGGUGCUCAAAACAUGAAGUUGAAACUUAAAUGACUUAACAGCAAAGUUUCAUGCCAGAAAUUCUCCUCACUGUUUGGCAUAAAACCCUGACCUUUGUGUUACAAUUAUUAUUGGGCCUAUUUCAUUAUUUUAUUUUGUCACAAUAAUAAACUC
This is a messenger RNA of Xiphias gladius (swordfish), 1885 nucleotides long. It is a transcript of the gene akirin2, whose product is annotated as akirin 2. Gene Ontology annotation, cellular component: chromatin; nucleus. Lineage: Eukaryota; Metazoa; Chordata; Actinopteri; Istiophoriformes; Xiphiidae. Gene Ontology annotation, molecular function: transcription coregulator activity. The transcript has 5 exons. Gene Ontology annotation, biological process: positive regulation of innate immune response; positive regulation of transcription by RNA polymerase II. The record is from RefSeq and is a predicted model, not a curated record. Bases 345 to 884 code for a protein of 179 amino acids.